Messenger RNA from Sciurus carolinensis (gray squirrel), 2861 nucleotides. RefSeq names its product Zic family member 5 (gene Zic5). The coding region runs from base 69 to 2036 and encodes 655 amino acids. The record is from RefSeq and is a predicted model, not a curated record. Gene Ontology annotation, molecular function: DNA-binding transcription factor activity, RNA polymerase II-specific; RNA polymerase II cis-regulatory region sequence-specific DNA binding. Lineage: Eukaryota; Metazoa; Chordata; Mammalia; Rodentia; Sciuridae. Gene Ontology annotation, cellular component: nucleus. The transcript has 2 exons. Gene Ontology annotation, biological process: regulation of transcription by RNA polymerase II; central nervous system development.
AGUGGGAACAGGAAUAAGCAGAGUUAGGAGGCCAGGACAAAAGAAGUUAAAGAGCGCCUAAUAUAUACAUGUUUUUGAAGGCGGGCAGAGGGAAAACUGUCCCCCCAGUGAGGGUCUAUGGGCCUGAUUGUGUAGUUCUGAUGGAGCCCCCUUUGAGCAAGAGGAACCCGCCAGAGCUGAGAUUAGCGGAUUUGGCAACGGCUCAGGCCCAGCCGCAUCAGAAUAUGACAGGCUUCCCGGAGCUGGCCAACCCGCCCGCCCACUCCCAACUCCGCGCCGCUACCGCGCACCUCCACCCGCUGGACCUGAGUACUGACCCCAGCGUGGCCGUCACUGCCCUCGGACCUGAGCACAUGGCCCAGGCGAGUGCGCAGAGCCUCAGCCUUCCCUCCCAGGUGCUCUCGGCGCAGCCCGAGGCUCCAGCGGCUGCUGCCCGCACUGUGGCCGCGGUCGCGCACCCAGGCUCGGGCACCUACCCCGGCGGCGGGGGCAGCAGUGGCGCGCAGUCCUCCGCGCCCCCGCCCCCAGCCCCUCCUCUUCCUCCCUCCCCUUCACCCCCUCCUCCUUCCCCUCCCCCGCCUCCUCCUUCUGCCCUCUCGGGCUACACCACCACCAACAGUGGCGGCGGCGGCAGCAGCGGCAAAGGCCACAGCAGGGACUUCGUCCUCCGGAGGGACCUUUCCGCCACGGCCCCCGCGGCGGCCAUGCACGGGGCCCCGCUUGGAGGGGAGCAGAGGUCCGGCACCAGCUCCCCCCAGCACCCCGCCCCGCCUCCCCACUCGGCCAGCAUGUUCAUCUCUGCCAGCGGCACCUACGCGGGCCCGGACAGCGGCGGUGGCCCGGCGCUCUUCCCCGCGCUGCACGACACUCCAGGGGCUCCCGGCGGUCACCCACACCCGCUCAACGGCCAGAUGCGUCUGGGGCUGGCGGCGGCGGCAGCAGCCGCAGCUGCUGAGCUGUACGGCCGCGCGGAGCCGCCCUUCGCUCCGCGCUCUGGGGACGCGCACUACGGGGCGGUGGCUGCCGCUGCGGCCGCCGCCCUGCACGGCUACGGAGCCGUGAACUUAAACCUGAACCUGGCUGCAGCGGCGGCCGCAGCGGCAGCCGGGCCUGGGCCCCACCUGCAGCACCACGCGCCGCCCCCGGCGCCGCCGCCGCCGCCGGCACCCGCGCAGCACCCGCACCAGCACCACCCCCACCUCCCAGGGGCGGCCGGGGCCUUCCUGCGCUACAUGCGGCAGCCAAUCAAGCAGGAGCUCAUCUGCAAGUGGAUCGACCCCGACGAGCUGGCCGGGCCGCCACCGCCACCGCCCCCGGCCGGCGGCGCCAAGCCCUGCUCCAAAACUUUCGGCACCAUGCACGAGCUGGUGAACCACGUCACGGUGGAGCACGUGGGCGGCCCGGAGCAGAGCAGCCACGUCUGCUUCUGGGAGGACUGUCCACGCGAAGGCAAACCCUUCAAGGCCAAAUACAAGCUCAUCAACCACAUCCGCGUGCAUACUGGCGAGAAGCCCUUCCCCUGCCCCUUCCCGGGCUGCGGCAAGGUCUUUGCACGCUCUGAGAACCUCAAGAUCCACAAGCGCACUCAUACAGGGGAAAAGCCUUUCAAAUGUGAAUUCGAUGGUUGUGAUAGGAAGUUUGCCAAUAGCAGUGAUCGAAAGAAACAUUCCCAUGUCCAUACCAGUGACAAGCCCUACUACUGCAAGAUCCGAGGCUGUGACAAAUCCUACACUCACCCGAGUUCUCUGAGGAAGCACAUGAAGAUUCACUGCAAGUCCCCUCCACCUUCUCCAGGAGCCCUUGGAUACUCAUCAGUGGGGACUCCGGUGGGUGCCCCCUUGUCCCCUGUGCUGGACCCAGCCAGGAGUCGCUCCAGCACUCUGUCCCCUCAGGUGACCAACCUCAAUGAGUGGUAUGUUUGCCAGGCCAGUGGGGCCCCCAGCCACCUCCAUACACCUUCCAGCAACGGAACCACCUCAGAGUCUGAAGAUGAGGAAAUGUAUGGGAACCCUGAAGUUGUGCGGACGAUACAUUAGAAUUUAUCAUUAUUAAUAAGUGGGAGUCCUUGGACCAUAUCCUAACCUGAGACAAUGCCGAGCCUGAGACAAAUGUGUGACUCAGACUUGCCACUGGUCUAAUUAGCCCUAUUUAUUCAGUAUGAAACCCUACAGUGUUUGUACAUUUAAUUAAUUUAAUUAAGAUAUUUGGGCUUUUUUUUUUUUUUCCCUUAAACAAGCAAAUAAAAAACAACCAAGGUGGACUUGUACAUUGCAGGGAGACAGGGCUGAGGGCAAAUUGUUCCAAGGAAAAAGAAUGGAGACAUUAACCUAGAUACACACUGCCGAUACAUAUACAUAUGCAUGUGUGUGCAUGCAUACAUAUAUAUAUAUAUAUGUGUGUAUAUCUAUAUAUAUAUAUGUAUAUGUAUAUAUAUAUCACACACAUAUAUGCAUGUAGGUGUAUAUAAUUAAAGCGGGGAGGAGAAGAGCAUUAAGUCAGAACUUCACACAGCAACCAGGCCCUCUGCAUUUCCUGGAGUGCCUCUUGAAUGCCUUUGACACCAUAACGCAGGCUGCUUUUGAGCCUCCUUGUCCGGCCCUAAUUCUGCAAAGGCCUCUUGAUUGUAAACCACACACUUGCUGCAUCGCCAACAGAUCCUGGACUGUGCCUGUGUCCAAAAGUAUUUGUAAAAGCCCUUUAAGUUCUAAUAUUUAUAAUUUUUAAUUUCCAUGCUUUUAUUACUGAUCUCACCUUAACACAAUAUUUUUAUACAGGAUUAUUUCUUCAGUACCCUUCCAUGUGUGAUUAAAAAAAAAAAAAAGUGCAGCAACCUUAAUCUAUCUCCAUGUAUUGUGCUACUG